ACUUGCUCACAGCAGCCUGUUGUGAAUGUAUUGGCAGUAGCAAGUCUCUAUAGCAGCAGCAGCAGCAUAGCAAAUCUAUUCCACCAAGACCAAAUACUCUACGAGAGUUUUCUUGACAGAAAUAUAUUUAUAAUGUUUUUGUCUAUGUUAUUGUGCUGGCCAAUGUUACACCCAUUUGAACUUAUUCUGACACCUAGUGCAAUGGAUCCAGCAGAUGUGAUAAUCACAGUUAGGCAUGAUUUAUUUAUGUGAGUGAAAGUGUCCAGUAACCACAUGUACAGGUGUACAUGACUGAUCAUGUGAUCUCCACAUGGCAGCCUCCAUGAGGCAACCCAUUCCAAAAUAAAUAAGCCUUUUAGGGGCCAUUUACACAGAACAUGUUUUUUUUUUUUUUUUUUUAGUUUGACUAUAUUUUGAUUUUAGAUCUGUAUUCUUUUUAUUUUUUUAAUUUUUUUAUUGCAAUGUCAUGCGCAUGACGAUGCAUAAGACAUGAGUGCAGAGGUCAAAGACAUCCGUCUGUUUACAUGAUAAUCAAUGGAAAAGUAGCUAAGUGCAAAAAUGUGUUCUGUGUGAAUGGUAACUAAUAGUACAGAUAUGUCUUGAGUCUUCAUUUCUACAUUGUUUGCACGUUCAUCAUUUAUAAAAAUAAAUAAAUAUUUACUGAAAAAACUUACUGGAAUAUGUAUGUAUUUAUGUAUGUAUGUCUCUUUUAAGAUUUCUUGUUCUUUUUCCCAUCUGGUUUUCUGUCAUCAGUAAGAACAAGCAUGGCUGUGACACCUGCCGUUGUAGGAAAUGCCCUGAACUGCCAUGUGACAGGUCCUGUCCAAUGGGCUUCCAACAUGAUGAGUUGGGCUGUCUGAUUUGCCAGUGUAAAGAUCAGAGCUCAUCGUCCGUGGCUCCAGCAGUGAAAUUGGGCUCCUGCCUGUCUAUGGACGGCCGCAGACACGAGAACGGGCAGAGCUGGCAUGACGGAUGCAGGGACUGUUACUGCCAUGCCGGGAGAGAAAUGUGUGCCCUUAUUUCUUGCCCGGUUCCCCCCUGUGAUAACCCCACCAUCCGACCUGGCCACUGCUGCCCUACCUGUCCAGAAGAGUCCAGUUCCCAUAAACCGGAGCUGAGUGAGGCGUCCGUGUGUUUGGCUCCGGGUGGAGAGUACUUUGUGGAGGGAGAGACGUGGAACAUUGACUCCUGCACUCAGUGCACCUGCCACAGCGGCCGUGUGCUCUGUGAGACGGAGGUGUGCCCGCCCCUGCUCUGCCACAGUCCAAUCAGAACGCAGGAUUCCUGCUGCCCUCACUGUCCAGAUGAUCCAGUCACCCCUCAGGCGCCCAGUAACGACAGCAUGCCCAGCUACUGCAGGAAUGAGGAUGGUGAUAUCUUCUUGGCUGCUGAGUCCUGGAAGCCCAAUGUCUGCUCCAGCUGUGUGUGUCUAGAUGGAGCCAUCAGCUGCUUCUCUGAGUCCUGCCCACCGGUCACCUGCGUCCGGCCCAUGCUCAGGAAGGGCCAGUGCUGCCCAUACUGUCUAGAUGCCACGCCGAGGGCCGUGUGUCAUUUCAAUGGGAAGACUUACAUGGACGAGGAGCGAUGGGACAUUGACAGCUGCACUCACUGCUACUGCCUACAAGGCCAGACCCUCUGCUCGACUGUCAGCUGUCCCAUCUUACCCUGCCGUCAGCCGGUCACCGUGGAGGGCAGCUGCUGCCCCAUGUGUCCAGAGAGUUAUGCUCCCACAAACGUGCCCAUCGAGAAGACGGACCAACGAGGAGACAAGCUGAGACAUCAACCAGCCUGGCCGACUCAUAGCGAAAACGAUAUUAUGCCACAGUUCAGAGGUGACUUCGGAAGUCUGCAAUUGCCCUACCUAGACGGCAAAGCACCACUACCCAGUGAGGAUGCUGGUCUGCACUGGGCCUGGGUGGCACUGCCCAUCCUCAUGAUGAUGCUCACUAUCGCCGCCCUGCUGUUGGUCAACCAGCAUAAGCAGUGGAUCCCUGUGCCUUGCUACCACACUCCCAAUAAGCCCACAUGCCUCAAUAACCAGCUGGUGUAUGUGGACUGCCAGAAGGGGACGAAGGUCCAGGUGGACAGCUCCCAACGCAUGCUCCGCAUCGCAGACCCUGACUCAAGAUACAGCGGUUACUACAGCAUGCAGAAACACAACAACCUGCAAGCUGACAACUUCUACCAGACCGCGUGAGACACUGGAGAGAGAGACAGAGUGAGUGAACUGGAAAGAGAGAGACUGAGCCCGUGUUCAACUGCCAAACCUUUGCGGCACAUGGACACCUACUAAAAAAUUGUAGAGACGGACAAAACCACCAAACCAUGUGGUCAGAGAAGAGACCCUGAUACCGAACAACAAUUAUAAUAUUCACAUAAGUCACUCGGAACAAAUCGAAAAAAUAUAUCACGCGUCGACACCCGAAAGUCUCAGCAGGAGAUGGAAGCCGUACCUAUGUAACCGAACCAUUACGGAGUGUGAUUGUUAAAUUGGAGAGGACUCUUCCAGAAUAUUUUUGUGAAUCAGAGGUAUGGUAGGUUGAGCAUCUUUUGUGUGUAAGCGUGAGAUUUCGUGGAUGUUCAGGCACAAGUUGAAGAUAGUCGUGAAGUCAAAUGCAAGUUUUUGGGAGUAGUACAACUGGGGUGUUGUUUUUGGUUUGUUUUCAACAAUAUUUUUUUCCUGCAUUCCUAACUUUUUUCUGUUGGAAAAGAGAGAAAUUAUUUUAGGAGUGAUAACUUUUGACACAAGUGCUUGUGUGAACACUUAAUGCUGAACCAAAGCUCCUCUGUCUACGAAAACCAGACCGGGCGAGAGGCCACGAAAGGGACGUUCACUUCCCUGAGACGGAAGAGAAGCUGGACUCUGUAUAAAGCACAGCAGAGAGAAGGGUAGAGGGAAAAAAGAGGGAAAAUCAGAUGUUGUUUUUCCACAGAUGCAUUUUUGUAGAAGAUGCUACUGUAAGAUUGUGAUUUCCCCAGUUGCUGUGGGUGAGUUUGUCCUUUUUUUGUUUUGUUUGUUCUCUUUAAAAGACAAAAGGAGGAAAACAGAGUAAGCUGCCCUGUGGAUAUGAGCUCUUCCUGUUAAUGGAUGUGUGGGGUCUAUAUGUUGUAUUUCUGCUUACAUGUACAAGCAUUUUCCCAUUUAAUCAUACAAACACCAUUUGCUUUUUCUCCCACAACUAAGGGCAGAUUGACACUCCUAGCAAAUCUAUAUUUUCCUGAAAUGAAUCAGAAGAUUGUAAAAUGAGAAGCAGGAACAUAGUGAUAGUGGAUUGGAUUUGAGGCUAUGCUUUACAAGUGCUGCUUUUUUUGCUUUGAUUCUUUUAAACCUCAUUUUGUAGGGAUGAAAACCAGUAUUGUUUGCGUCUUUAAGAAACGUUUACCAAGAAAACAGAAUCAAAGGGCCUUAUUGCUGAAAUCCGAGCAGAAUGGAUUUUUGUGUAAAUCGCUCCAAAAAAAAAAAAAUGAUUCCCAUGUUUAAAAAAUGUUGUAAUGUUCAUGUACAUUUCUAACUGGGGUGUAAGAGUACACAUAUUUUCACCAAAAAAAAAAAAAACGUUGCUUCAGGACACAUUUUAACAACUGCAUGUGUGUGUGGAACGCAUAACGUAUAGAAAUCGUAAGGGAUAUCAAUAUAUUUUCAAAUGAUAUAUAGGAGAUUUUGGACAGUACCGUUUAUAUCGAUUUACUUUGUUGUGAACACAUUUGAAAAUUAACGCAGAACAAAAAGUGAGCUGCAGCGGGGGGGGGGGGGGUAUUCCUAAACAUUAAACAUGCUUUAUAUAUUAAGAGUUUCAAACUAAUUAUGCAGUUUUCCCUCUUUUCAGAUGUGUGAUUCCUAAUGCACUUAAGAUGUGUUUUCAUCAGCACAUGGAAGCUUAGUUUUAUAUUUAUGUGUUAAAGUUAAAAAGUCACGUCAGUGUUUCCAUUUUGCAAGAAGGCUCACCCUGACAGCCAAUGAGUAUCCAUCAGACUUCAAGGGAUAGUUCACCCAAAAAUUUAAAUUUGAUGUUUAUCUGCUUAAAGAUGUAGGUGACUUUGUUUCUUCAGUAGGACACAAACAGAGAUUUUUAACUGAAACUGUUGUAGUCUUUCAGUCUUAUAAUAUAAGUAGAUGUGAAUCAUGACUAAAACAUACACUAAAACAAAAACCUAAACAAAACCAAAUUAAACCCUGCGGCUCGUGACGAUACAUUGAUGUGUAAAAAUACAAAACGAUCAGUCUGUGCAAGAAACUGAACAGUAUUUAUAUCGUUUUUUUUACCUCUGAUUCACGCAAUGUCCGACCUGUUAGAACUCUCCUAAGCACGUCCUCCUGAGUGCGUUCUCAAGCAGGCACGUGAGGAGGCUUCUUCUUCUUGCUCAAUUAGGAGUUUCAGUGGUGCAUUUGAGAGAUAGAUGGUGGUAAUGCACUUAUAAGUCUCAGAGCUGCCUUAAAGCAAGAAGAAGAAGAAGCCUCCUCAUGCGCCUGCUGUUGAGAACACGCCCAGGAGGACACAUUUUAUUGUAUGUUUUAGCCGUGAUUCCCAUCAACUUACAUUAUAAGACUAAUAGACUGCAACUGUUUGACUUAAAAAUCUCAGUUUGUGUUCUACUCAAGAAACAAAGUCACCUACUGAACAUCUUGGAUGCCCUGGGGGUAAAGCCCAAUUUACACUCCUGCCACGAACCUAUGCCGUAGCUACACCAUAGGCGAUGUGUAGUACGCCAUAGCCUGACGUGCACCUCUCCAAAAAUCUAACAGACUGCAAGCGCUGUGAUUGGUCUGCUAGAUCCCCUACCUCCGUAUGUACUUGACAUUAGUGUGUGUUUAUGUGCACAUUAAUAUAUUUUAAUGUUACUUGUUCUUAUAUAAAAUAAAACAAAGCAAAGAACAAGUGUCUUAUCAUUUAUUAUUCUACAUAGCAUUAUACUUCAGUACCGUAUUUUCCGGACUAUAUGUCAUACUUUUUUUUCAUAGUUUGGCUGGUCCUGCGACUUAUAGUCAGGUGCGACUUAUUUAUCAAAAUUAAUUUGACAUGAACCGAGAGAAAUGAACCAAGAGAAAACAUUACCGUCUACAGCCGCGAGAGGGUGCUCCUGUAGUCUGCACUGAAAACAUAGAGCGCCCUCUCGUGGCUGUAGACGGUAAUGUUUUCUCUUUGUUCUUGGUUCUAAAUAAAUGCGACUUAUAGUCCAGUGCGACUUAUAUAUGUUUUUUUUCCUCAUCAUGAUGUAUUUUUGGACUGACGCGACUUAUACUCAGGUGCGGCUUAUAGUCCGAAAAAUACGGUAGUUGUCCGCAUCCAACAAUGUUGAUCUGCCAUAGUACAAGUCCUUGUGCAGAUUGAAAGAAUACCAUCUUCUCCUGUUCCGUUGUUGUCUCCUUUUGUACUUUUAAAUAAAGAUUUUAUAUUUAUUCUCCACUGUCGCACCUAUAAUGCUUCUCUGAUGAGCCGCUUCUUCUUCGGCUUUUGUCGUAGUCUGCAGGUUACACCAGCAACAUGCCCAUGGACACUGCAGACUAGCGGUUUGUAUGUUUACUGCAUGUCAACGCGGACAACGACGCAAAAGUAUAAAUGAAAACUGAAACGCUAAGAAAAGCUAAUUUAAAAAAAAAUGUGGGUGAACUAUCCUUUUAACAGACUUUACUGAAGGAUCAGCAAUGCAUCUAUGCACAUCAAACAGUCAGAGCACAUUCAUUUUUAAUAAAAUAUUUUGCAUCCAAAAGUGGAAACACUUCAAAUCUCUGAUGGAAAACUAGUAGUUCUGCAUUCUAUUUACUAUUUAAGGCUUUUUUAAUAUCAAUUUACACCAAUAUUAAACUGUUCUAUGAAGAAUUGACAAAAAGUUGCAAUUUGUCUACAGUUUAUAAUAGAAUGGUUCUACGAGCAAUUUACACAGAAAUUUUGCCAGUGUUUCAUUGAUGAGGUCCAAAGAAUGAUCAAAUUACUUUUAGUAGGGGAACUGAGAGAAACGCAUACUAUUUUUGGAUAAAUGUUUCGCGUUUUCUUCAUUUGUACUGUUCACGAAACUGCCUCCUUUUCUGGAAGCUUUGAAUCAUUACUGAGGCACCUUUGUGUUCUGGUUUUCUAGCUGCGAACAAAUUUGGCUUCAAAAAUCCAAAGCUAUUAUAGGAACAUUUAUGUACAUAUUAUUGCUAAAGUGAAAAGACCUGAAAUAUUAUGUGAGUGUAUAUGUAUGUGUGUAUGUAUAUGUGUUCGCAUGUACGUAUGAGUGCGCGCACACAAAUGCACAUGUACGCACAUGUGACUUCUCUUCAUCGGUAAGGUUCUUAGUUCAUUUUCCUAAUGAAUGUAUUUAUGAUUGAACAAAAAGAGAUUUAUAUAAUGGCAAACUGAUGAUGACAGGCUUUCCAUUGCCUUUCUUGUUUAAUGGUAAUUAAAAAAGCACAGACGAUGGUGAUACAGAAAGAAAGACAAACAUCUCAUUCUAUCUUUAUUUUUGUGUGUAUUUUUUUCCCCUUGUUUUCUCGUAGAGUUUUGCUCAGUUGACCGUUUAGGGCCCAUACUUUGGCUAUGUUUAAACAGGCAAAACUAAUGUUUUGUCUUAUCCAACUUGAAAUAGUUUUUGUAGUGUGAAAUAUAAGACCACAAGAAAUCAAUUUUUACUGAUUACAGUGUGGACAGCCAAUUCUAAAGAUCAGAAUCGUGAUUCUAAGAAUUGUGAUCUCACAGCUGACAAAAACGCACUCUUUUCAUUGUUUGCUGUCAGGAGUCCCUUAAGGUGUCAGAGCUACUGGAAGGUUGAUGGACAUAAGCUGUUGAAGUGAGGGGGCGGGGUCAGGUGAGGGGCAUGGCAGUGGGCGGGGAGAACGGGUGGGGCUGGUUAUUUGUGAUAGUUUGUCUUGGGGUGUAUCUUUAUCCGUGUGAUAUUGUUUGUAAAGCUAUACAACUUGGCACUUUUAUAUAUAGAAGGAAGUAACCUGUGUGUUUCUUUCUUAUUUUGCUUUUCUUUGAUAACUAAUCUUUUUAGUAUAACGAGUUGCCCUUCUUUUUUUCCCUAAACUCUUGUGGGACCCUGUCAAGUUCUCUUGAAAACACUUCCAAAAAACAUUUCACCCUUAAAUCAAAUAUUAGAUUUUGAAGAAAGAAAAUCAAGUUUUUUUUUUAAGACAACUGACAAUUUGCAUUGUGGCAUUAUUUUUUAUAACAAUUAAGCACAUUUUCUCUGGGACAUUUUUUUCAAUUUAUAAUUAUUAUUUUUUAUUAAAUGCAGAGUCGAGUGAAUAAUUUGGCUGUGGCCUGAUUCAAAUGAGUGGCAUUGUAACCAAUAAUCAUUUUAUAAAAAAAAAUUUAUAAAAAAAAAUUGUUUAAAAUUGUAUAAUAAUAAUUAUCAUUAUUGAUUUAUCGCCCAGCCCUAAUUACAGUGAUAGGUGUUUCUGUAUUGCAGUAAUGAUAGUUGUUAUAAAGAAUGUGCUUAAUUGUCAUGAAAACUGUCAUGAAUUAAUCACAAUGUAAACAUUUAUAAUUUUCUUUUGCUUUUGAUGAUGGGCUGAAAUGACCCAGAUGUUGGUUUUGUGGGAUUCACCCACUUAUACAUUUGUUUUAGAACUUUUUUAAUUGCAGCAUUCAGUUCUGUCAUAAAUAAUAGCCAUGUGUUCACAGUAUCACUCACUGUAUUAUGAUCACAAUGCUAUAAAGUCGCGGUUUAGUCCUAAUUCAUGCACAUAAAUGUCUAGAUGUAACUGAUAUGUACUUUUUAACUCGCAAGGCUUGCUGUUGAGGAUUUAAGACUAAUUACAAAGAUUUGGACCUUCGUUCCUGUUUAUUCUUUUCCCACGUUUCUGUUUUGUGGAAGUUAAACAAUUGAUUGGUAGUCCUGGCUUCCAGUCACGGCCAAUCAAAAAGCAACAGAAAGAAAAUAAACAAGAAUUAUUAAUGGAU
Carassius gibelio (silver crucian carp) is the source of this 7886-nucleotide messenger RNA. RefSeq names its product cysteine-rich motor neuron 1 protein-like. Bases 701 to 2197 code for a protein of 498 amino acids. The transcript is spliced from 8 exons. The record is from RefSeq and is a predicted model, not a curated record. NCBI's taxonomy places the organism in Eukaryota, Metazoa, Chordata, Actinopteri, Cypriniformes, Cyprinidae. Gene Ontology annotation, molecular function: protein binding; serine-type endopeptidase inhibitor activity.